AGGUUUUGGUGCAGCGCGCGGGUCCUGGACUGUGGCUCACAUAAUGAAUCGGGUGAAACGUGGUUAUUUCUCAAUGAAGACAGAGAAAAUAUGGAUAUGUGUGUUUUUUUCUUUUCUUUUUUUCCCCUUUUUGAACGAUGUUACGGCGGAGAGCGACCCGCGGAGGCGUUAUGAGCGCGAGAGUGGAAAACAAAAACACUUCCGGUCUUGGAUUUUAAAACCGACGAAAGGAAACAGCUGCUCUGCAGAUCAUUUAGAGAAGUGAGAAGUUCCCAAUCUCUCAGUGAAGAAGGAAGAGAGGCAACGUCAAACCAUCAGAGCCUCAAACAUGAAAGUUCAUCACACUCUGAUCUUCUUCUUCCUCACACUGCAGGAAGGUACGACUGGGCUCGUCUACGCAGACAUUGGUGCUCGCACAGAAACUGAAGGAGGAAACAUCACAGUUGGAUGCUCAUUUACCUUCUCUGGACAGAGGAUAAUGUUCUAUUCACGCGACACUUUUGAGCUCAGAGUCACAGACGCUUUGAACACUUCAAAACCAGACUUGACAACAUGGCUCCCAUCAUCCUCCACAGCAAGAACGACGACCACACCCACAACACAGAGUGUAAGAAGCUCCAGUGUAAAAAGCUCCACACCUUCAUCAGCCUCCCCUUCAUCCACCAAACAGUCUGAGCCGUCAUCUGCAGAUUCACAACCACUGCUGAUCAUGAGCCUGAUCCUGGUUCUCCUGAUCAUCACAUUAUCAGUGGCUGUGCUGAUAUUCUGCCGGAGGAGAGAUGGUCAGCCCAAAGAACGCCACGAGAAAACUGUGUACGCUAAUGUCACAGAGGUCAGCCGAGUGUAUGAGGAGAUCAGAGAGGAGGACAGACAGCACAGAUCUCCUGUGGAAGUGUCUACAGUUUACGCUCAGGCCAAAUACAGCAAAUCAAACAGAGCCGAAACAGAUGAAUACAGCUCGGUCACAAAACCCUGUGCUGAGAACAAAACUGAAGAAGACUCCGGUGAACUCAACUACUCCGAGGUGAAUUUUUCCGACCGUGCAGCCUCCUCGCUCAGCAGCGCCCCCUCUGGUAAGACUGAAACCGUGAUCUACUCUGCGCCUCAGGAAGCAGUGGGCUCUGCCAACCACAGCAGUGACGGAUCAUCUCCUCUGUACUCUACUGUCGCUUCACAUUGACAGCAGCUUCAGUUUACAGCUGCUUUCUCUACGGCGCCUUUCAGUUGAACUUACCAUAAAUAUUUUAGUUAGUGUUAAAGUCAGUUUUUGGUUGAGGUUAAGGUAACCUAUCUUUGUUACAGUUCCUGUAAAGCCAGUAAUAAUCCAGGGUUCACGCUGCCUCCAGUCAUCCAGGUGCAGCUGCCCGCGGCUGUGUAAUUCGCUCUUUGCACAAUAUGGCGACCGCUGACGUUAGAACUUGAGCGUGUGGGCCAGUACUUCCGGUCAAAACUCCAGAGUGCCGUGUUUUUUUGUUCUGUUCGUAUGCGCCUCAACUGAAAAGCGUCAAACAUUUAAAAAAACGGAUAAUUCUGAAACAUCUACAGGACAACUGACCGAAAUGUUAGCUACAUAGCUAGUGCUAUGUAAAUAAAAUAAAAUAAAAUAAAAUAAUCUCUCUGUUAAUGUAACUCGAUCGCUGUGGUCUCUCGCUGUCUUCCGCUGUCGCAGUUAGAUCACCGGAAGUUUUGACUGGAAGUACUGGCCCACACGCUCAAGUUCUAACGUCAGCAGUUGCCAUAUUGUGCAAGGAGCAAGUUGUAAAGACUCGCUGAGAGCAGCAGGAAAAGGAGUGAAGUUCAGUCUUGUUUGUUUAGAGCCUGGAGUCUCUGAUUAGUGAAGUGUGGUCUUUAUCAAGUGUAGAUAAGUGUCAGUGAAGGACACGUCCAUCAUUGUAUUUUCCUCAGUCCCUCUUUUGUGUCUCCUGCCUUAAAGAUCACAUAUAUAAACCAAAACAAAGUGGUGCUGUGAAAAAAAAAAAUAGUAAUAAGAAAAAUGAAAGAAGAUUAUUCACUGUCAGGUCUGAAAGUUGUCCACAUGGGUUGUUUUCAGGGAAGUGAAGUGUUUUAUAUUAUUAUUAUUAUUAUUUAAGUGAAGGCAAGUUAUUUCUUCUGUUAUCUCUGCUGUUAAAUGAACAAUAAACCAUUUCUGUUAUGUCUAAUUGCUCAUUAAUUGUUCUUGGUUACAAAAAAUAUAUAUACGUAUGUAAGUAGGAGACCAAGAAAUGGUUGUCCAUUGACACAGUUUAAAAUGCUGUUUAAAACAGUGAAGAUGAGACAUUUCUACGAUCUGUAUUUUGUUAUUUGCAGUUUGAAAAUGUAUUUAUGGUUAAUAGGUCUGUAAUGAGCCACACUCAAGUCUGAAGCGAAUGAAAUGAAAUUUGUUAAAAUAAUGAAUUCAACAGAAGCAGUAAAUUCCACAUCUUUAAAGAAAAUAAAAUUUGACAUGAAUCGAA
Toxotes jaculatrix (banded archerfish) is the source of this 2453-nucleotide messenger RNA. RefSeq lists its product as uncharacterized. Gene Ontology annotation, cellular component: cell surface. Lineage: Eukaryota; Metazoa; Chordata; Actinopteri; Toxotidae. The record is from RefSeq and is a predicted model, not a curated record. Gene Ontology annotation, molecular function: signaling receptor activity. The transcript has 9 exons. Bases 329 to 1180 code for a protein of 283 amino acids.